AGAGUGAGCUGAAUCCGAAAAUCACCUUUAAAAGCUUCUCAGACCUUUCCGUCGUGGUGGAAAACGAAAAAUACGGGAAGGAUGCUAAAAUCGAGAAAAACGACGAUAGUUUUUUCUCAUUGCAUUUUGGAGCUUUUAAACACUUUUUUUCUGAACCAGCAUUGCAAACUGCAUAUGAAAAUGUGGUUGAAAUAUAUUUUCUAGAUGUAUGGCGAAUCCGAAAAACAUAGUUGUGGGAUAUAAAAGAAAUGAUAAAAUGGAUGAAUUUCGCGAUUUUCGCAUUUUUCACAAAAAUUCACCAUCUGAAAAAAACGGAAAAUUUUUCCUGUAAAAGUCAUUCCAGAAAAAAAUGUAAACCCACAUAUUCUUAAUCACCUUGUCAAGCUCUAUGUAACCAUGUAUUGAAAAACGAGAAAAAGUUUUUACUGCAUUUUUGCAUUAGUUGCACCUUAAGUCUUAGAUUUUUGCUCUGGUUAUCUAUCUAAGCGUUCUUCUUAGCUUCUUUUAGUAAAAAACACUGCUAAGACUAAACGUGGAACCGGUUCGAUUCCAGGUAAAAAAUCGUCGAAAAAGAACACUGGUUUACAAUCAAUCUUUAGUAAGUUACUAAUGAUUGCGGGAGCAAAACCGAUCCAUGAUACUACUUUUUCGUUCGAAAUCUUUUAAUGCUUUUUCCAAAUUAUCACAGCGGCAGCAGUUACUUAUUUUUUAGUAGAAGUCAAAAUUUUUUAUUAUAUUUAGGUGCUGAACCGGAAGUCGUUCCAUUAGCGACAAAAGAUAAUGAACAAACGCCGGCUCUCGUUACAGUUCCACAUGACGAUUCCAUUUCACGAGUUCGACCACCAUUAACCAGGCCAAUAGCAUCAUCCAUUCCAAGUUCGUCUGUUCUACCAGUUACAACUUCGUCCACGGCAUCAGCACUUCUGAAUCAAUCAUCUCAGUCACAAACGUCGACUCCUCUUUCUCCUACAACACGUCAAAUGUCGUCACCAAAUGUAUCUCUGAUUAGUCAUCGUUCGUCAAAUAAUGUAACUUCUAAUUUGCUUCGUCACAAUCCAGUAAUUGGUCUUAACAACGUUCUACAACCAACUCAGCCGCAUAAACGACAUAUAACUGGUACAUCGACGGAUACUCUCAACUUUAUUUCACAACCAAGUCAGAACAAACGGCCGAAAGUUUACGAUGAUAAGUCUUUGAAAGACGAAUUUUUAAAAAAAAUCGAUGGAAUAUUUGACGCUCGAUUAGAAUCGGUCGAAAGAACAUUAACACAGAUAAGUACAAGACUGGCAGCAAUCGAAAAUAUCGUUUUUAAAAAUUCAACACAUUUUGAAAUAAUAGUUCCAAUCGUUAAAAAUAUCAAGAAAAAUUUGCUUACAGUGAAACAAAUUCAUAAUGGAAAGAAUAUAUUAAGUCAUAAAAAAGCGACAACAUCAAUCAUGAGCUUAGCAAGAAAAAUGUGUUGUGAUUUAUUUACAAAAGAUGAAUUAUUAGAUUAG
Didymodactylos carnosus is the source of this 1496-nucleotide messenger RNA. The record is from the annotation of a GenBank genome assembly. NCBI's taxonomy places the organism in Eukaryota, Metazoa, Rotifera, Eurotatoria, Philodinida, Philodinidae.